Molecule: messenger RNA, 868 nt
Organism: Marchantia polymorpha subsp. ruderalis
Lineage: Eukaryota; Viridiplantae; Streptophyta; Marchantiopsida; Marchantiales; Marchantiaceae
Source: the annotation of a GenBank genome assembly
GGAUAGAGCCACCCUCGUCGCCCGGAACGCCUCCCUGUACCCCCGCCCUUCGGCGUUGAAUGAACGACGGAAGGAAGAGAAAGUGAAAUCGUGGUCUCGCGGAGCUCUGAUCAGCAUUUGCGCUCGUGAUUGUGAUUUUGCCUUGAAGCAGCGAUGGCGACCGCCGCCGCAGCUGCUGCUGCUACGUGUGCAGUUUCUGCGAUUUCAGCCAGCAGCUUGUCAUCGGCGAAGAAGGGGAGCGAGAAUUUGGUCUCGUGCUUCCAUGGCCAGAGCUUGAGCCUGCAAUUGAGCCGGAGAUCGUCCGUCAAGAGUUUCGGAAGCAGGCCCCGCCGCAGCUCCAUCUCCUGCGCUGCCAAGCUCCCCAAAGGAGUCGAAGCUCCCAAGGAGGAGCCAAAAUUGCCGACAUCAUUCUGGGGAUUCACAGAGAACGCUGAGGUUUGGAACGCCAGGGCUUCCAUGAUCGGUCUAUUCGGCAUUAUCCUUCUCGAACUUUUUGCCAAGAAAGGUCUACUCGAAAUGAUCGGAGUGGAGGUCGGUAAAGGUCUGGAUCUACCUCUUUGAGGCCGCCUGCCAGCCAACGACUUGUACUGCAGAUGGACCACGGCGACCAGAAGCGCUCUGAGAAGCAGUAGAAUGUUGAUUUUGCCAUUGGGCCAUGGCUGCCACAAGAUACAUCUGUCCAAAGAUCAUUACGAGAGAUGAAAGGACACCCCUGCCCUGAAUACUUGCUGCUGUAACUCUACUGCUCAGACUGUCCCUUCCUUGGAACCAUGAAAUUCGCAACCUACAGGUUGUGAUUGUAAUUUUAGCCUUGACGUUCUCGUGUGACUUUCAUUAUUUUUAUAAAGCGAUCAACAGUUUUCCGAGC